This is a messenger RNA of Miscanthus lutarioriparius, 420 nucleotides long. The record is from the annotation of a GenBank genome assembly. NCBI's taxonomy places the organism in Eukaryota, Viridiplantae, Streptophyta, Magnoliopsida, Poales, Poaceae.
AUGGCGAAGGGAGGUGGAGGCCAGCGCGAGGGUAGCGCCCUGAAGACGGUGGUGAUCGUCGCCGGGGGGCUCGUGCUCGCAUGGGUCACCGUGGAGACCGCCUUCAGGCCCUUCAUGGACCGCCUCCGCGCCGCCGUCUCCCGCUCCACCGACACCGCCCGCGACCCCGACCAGGAGGAGGCCCCUGCGCCUGCCGCUGCGUCCGAGGCGGAGGAGGAGAAGGCGCCCGCACCAGCGGAGCCGUCCGCGCCGCCGGCCCCGGCCGAGGUGGAGGAGAAGGUCGAGGAGAAGGUGGACGAGUUGGAGGAGAAGGUGGAGGAGGCCGCCGCCGCCGCCGCCGACACAAGGCCGAGUGAAGGGGAUGGCGACAUGAUGACCUGUCUGUUUGCUCUUCUGAAUAGUAUGCUGUUGGUCCUGUGA